AUGGCUGACGAAGAGGGAGAGUUCAUGAAUCCAAACAAUUUGAUUGCUUUGAAACGCGGCGAGUGUUCAGUCAGUGACUUAUUGCUGGACGAACAGCGACUUUCAAUACUCCAGAAGAGGAAUACAAUGGUUUUGCCUCAUCUGAAGAGCUCGUAUGGCGUGGAACUGCCGUUUAUGCCCAACAAUACGGUCGACGCAGAAACUGUGAAAAACGGCUUUUCAUCGACUUCUUUGAAUGAGUCGAAAGCGUUGAAACAAAUCCAGAAUAUUAGUUAUCAGAGAAACGAAUUCACUUCCAAUCAUAAUAACAAUUCUAUCAGUUGUGAUAAUAUCUCCAUCAAUGCUAUCAAUGGCAACAAAUCAUAUAACAGGAGAGUGGAGAACAUAAAAAUCAAUUCAAGUAAAGUUAGUCUGAAGAACAUAACGCCCACCAAAAUGUUCAAACGGGUCAUCAAAGGCAAGCAGACCUGGACU
Molecule: messenger RNA, 474 nt
Organism: Oppiella nova
Lineage: Eukaryota; Metazoa; Arthropoda; Arachnida; Sarcoptiformes; Oppiidae
Source: the annotation of a GenBank genome assembly